Nanorana parkeri is the source of this 2869-nucleotide messenger RNA. RefSeq names its product poly(ADP-ribose) polymerase family member 8 (gene PARP8). The record is from RefSeq and is a predicted model, not a curated record. Lineage: Eukaryota; Metazoa; Chordata; Amphibia; Anura; Dicroglossidae. Gene Ontology annotation, molecular function: kinase binding; protein serine/threonine kinase activator activity; NAD+ poly-ADP-ribosyltransferase activity. Bases 187 to 2742 code for a protein of 851 amino acids. The transcript has 26 exons. Gene Ontology annotation, cellular component: endoplasmic reticulum tubular network; nuclear envelope; intracellular anatomical structure. Gene Ontology annotation, biological process: endoplasmic reticulum unfolded protein response.
AAGAAGAAGCAGCAGCAGCAGCAGAAGAAGCAGCAGCAUCAUUAGCAGCCCAGUCCUCUUCCACCAGCUCCAGCAAACGCCUUGGAGAGCCGAGAGAGCUGCCAUACAGGCUGUUUUGUGUUGGUGUUAUUCCACCGAGCACAGCACUGGGGGACAAUAAAGCUGCUUUCCCAGGGAGUGUAUUUCAUGGGGAUGUGUUCAAGGCAAGAGAGGAUUCAGAAGGAUAUCGACAUUGUCAUCCAAAAGUGCAAGGCGGAGAAGGACUGCCUGUUUUCAGAUUUCAAAUACUCGGACUCCACUUUCACCUUUACCUUCCUCGGUGGCACCAAAAGUGUUGCAUAUUCAGUACAUGUCUCUGAGGAUUAUCCAGAUAAUACAUAUGUAUCAAGCUCAGAAAAUGAUGAAGAUGUGUUAGUUACAACAGAACCCAUCCCCAUCAUCUUCCACAGGAUUACAGAGCUGAGGAAAUCCAAUGACAUUACCAGCUGCUUGUCCAUAAAAUCUAAACUGCAGAAAGAAAAUGGAGAGGAGUCUCGACAUGGCAGUGCAGUGGAAGAGGAUUCUGAAGGCGACAAUGAUUCUGAAGAGUUUUAUUACGGAGGACAGGUGAGUUAUGAUGGAGAACUACAUAAGCACCCACAGCUGGAAGCUGACCUGGCGGCAGUGAGAGAAAUCUAUGGGCCCACCGCUGUAUCUCUCAGGGAAUAUGGAGCAAUUGAUGAUGUGGAUAUCGAUUUGCAUAUUGAUGUUACCUUCCUUGAUGAAGAAAUUGCUGUAGCGUGGGAUGUGAUCCGCACAGAGCCGAUUGUAGUUCGCCUCCACUGUUCUCUCACACAGUAUUUAAAUGGCCCAGUGCCAACAGUCGACGUCUUUCAGAUAUCUACAAAGGAAAAGUUCGGUUUGGGACACCAGUUGAAAAAGAUCAUGCAGACGUUUGUAAUGCAGCAAUGGAAACAGAGCAAAGAAAAGUUGAUUUGUUCGCACAAGAAGAUGUCGGAGAAGAAGGUGAAGUCUCCACUGCACAUUUUUUCUACACUGCGCAGGUCGCCAAGUUAUCCCCCUCCUGGAUGUGGUAAAAGCAAAGUGAAGCUGAAAUCUGAGCAGGACGGUAUCUCUAAAACCCACAAACUCCUGAGAAGGACUUGUUCUAGCACAGUGAAACCUGAAGACAUGUGUAACCCAAAAUCUCACAGGAACUUUGGCCGGUCGCUGUCCAGUGACCCCAGGGCGGAGCAGCCGAUGGGCUUGAAACCACACAAACUUUUGAACCGCCAGUGUUCUACAGCCAUUAAGCAGGAGGAAUGCAUCCCCCUGAAACAACAUAAACUCUUAACUCGUUCUUGUUCUGGGGACCCCAGAUGUGAGCACAACAGCACCUUGAAGCCGCAUAAACUUUUAAGCAGGUCUUAUUCUAGUAAUCUUCGUAUGGAAGAGUUAGAUGGACUCAAGAACCACAAACUACUCAGCAAGACCUGUUCCAGUGCCCCUAAAUCAUCCAAAAUGGACCUUUUGAAAGAACCUAUCGCAGAGGGCAGGAGGCUCUCUCUUACCUCAGGGCUGAUUGGUAUAUUAACGCCAGCUGCAUCAUCACAACCUGCUCCUACCAAUAAUGCAAAAAGCAUGCCAGCACGAGCGCAUGGAUUUCUCGUCCAGACAAUAGAGUUUGCAGAGCAAAGAAUACCUGUGCUCAACGAGUACUGUGUGGUUUGUGAUGAGCCCCAUGUUUUUCAAAAUGGACCAAUGCUGAGGCCCACAGUGUGUGAAAGAGAGCUGUGUGUAUUCGCUUUUCAGACAUUAGGUGUAAUGAAUGAAGCCGCAGAUGAAAUCGCCACAGGUGCUCAGGUUGUAGAUCUGCUAGUAUCAAUGUGUCGGUCUGCUUUGGAAUCUCCAAGAAAAGUUGUUAUUUUUGAGCCAUAUCCUUCGGUGGUAGACCCCAAUGAUUCUCAGGCCCUGGCCUUUAAUCCCAGAAAAAAGAAUUACGACAGAGUUCAGAAGGCAUUAGACAGCAUCGCUUCCAUCAGAGAGAUGACUCAAGCACCUUAUUUGGAAAUCAAGAAGCAGAUGGAUAAGCAAGAUCCUCUGGCCCACCCUUUGCUGCAAUGGGUGAUUUCAAGUAAUAGAUCUCAUAUUGUGAAAUUGCCAGUUAACAGGCAACUGAAAUUUAUGCACACCCCUCACCAGUUCCUACUUCUCAGCAGUCCACCAGCCAAAGAAGCGAAUUUCAGAACUGCUAAAAAACUCUUCGGGAGCACAUUUGCAUUUCAUGGCUCGCACAUUGAAAACUGGCACUCCAUCCUGAGGAACGGAUUAGUAGUAGCUUCCAAUACAAAACUUCAGCUUCAUGGUGCCAUGUAUGGAAGUGGAAUAUAUCUCAGCCCUUUAGCAAGCAUUUCGUUUGGUUACUCAGGGAUGAACAAGAAGCAGCAGAAAGUAUCAGCCAAGGACGACCCGCCAUCGGGCAGUAAAAGCAGUAGUGCAACACAGUCACAGAAAAAAGGACAACAAUCCCAAUUUUUGCAAAGCCGUAACUUGAAAUGUAUAGCCUUAUGUGAAGUGAUUACUUCACAAGAAUUGCACAAACAUGGGGAGAUCUGGGUCGUUCCCACUACCGAUCAUGUCUGUACACGGUUCUUUUUUGUCUACGAAGAUGGUCAAGUAGGCGAUACAAGCAUCAACACACAAGAACCUAGUAGCUAUAAAGAGAUUCUUCGAGUCAUCGGUAACCAAACAGCUACUGGAUAAAAUUCAGCAUUCAUUGAAUGUGGGGGCUUCAUCAGUAUCAAAGCUGGACUUUGUACUGACGUAUAUAUUAGGAUUCUAUUUAUUAUUACUCUUUAUUGUUAUAUCACACGGACGUAUGAAUUUAAAA